Molecule: messenger RNA, 1767 nt
Organism: Leishmania braziliensis MHOM/BR/75/M2904
Lineage: Eukaryota; Euglenozoa; Kinetoplastea; Trypanosomatida; Trypanosomatidae
Product: putative kinesin
Exons: 1
Coding region: 1-1767 (588 amino acids)
Biological process (GO): mitotic spindle organization; microtubule-based movement
Molecular function (GO): microtubule motor activity; ATP binding; microtubule binding
Source: RefSeq, a predicted model, not a curated record
AUGUCUGACGAUGGAAAGUCUCGAGUGCAGGUCUCUCUCCGUAUUCGACCUCUAGGCAAAGGGGACCGGCAUGGCACCAAAGUUGUGGUGCGCGGUGUCGAGGGCGGCGGUGUCGUCGUGGAUGACAGGCGAAAGACGAAGCGCACGUACCAGUUCGACUAUGUGUUCAGCGGCGGCCAGGCCGAGGUGUUCGAGGCGAUCGGGCGGCCGAUGCUGGAGGAGGCGUACAAGGGGUUCAACGUGUGCCUGUUUGCGUACGGGCAGACGGGGAGCGGAAAGACAUACAGCCUGCUCGGGGACGUGGGGAGCGAGGAGCACGCGGGCGUGGCGCCGCGGUUUGUGAGGUGUCUGUUCGACGAGGCGCAGCGGAUGGUGGACGAGGACGCUGACCUGACGAUCAAGGUGUCGCUGUCGAUGAUCGAGGUGUACAUGGAGAAGGUGCGCGACCUGCUUGUGCCGCGGCAGCGCGGGCAGGAGCCGGAGUCGCUGGAGAUUCACGAGGACCCGAGCCGGCGCGUGUACGUGCGUGGCGCAAGCGUGCACCAGGUGCUGAGCGCUGAGCGGAUGAUGGAGCUGCUGCGGAAGGGCAACGCGAGCCGGCAGACGGCGGAGACUAGGAUGAACGAGACGAGCUCGCGGUCGCACGCGAUCAUACAGAUCACGGUGUCGCAGGAGUUCGCGUCUGUGGAGAAGAAGGACCUGGAGUGCGUUGUGUCGCUGGUGGACCUUGCGGGGAGCGAGCGGCAGACGAAAACGGAGUCGAGCGGACAGCAGUUUGACGAGGCAAGAAAGAUCAACCACUCGCUGCUGAUGCUGGGGCGCGCGCUGAACUCGUUUAGCGAGCGCAAGGGCAGCGACGUUUUCAUCUCGCUGCGCGAGUCGAAGCUGACACGGUUGCUGUCGGAGAGCUUUGGGGGGAACAGCAAGACGUGGAUGCUGGCGACAGUGUCGCCGACGGCGUUCAACCUGACAGAGUCCAUCUCCACGAUGGACUACGCCACCAACGCGAUGGCCAUCACCAACAAGGCGAAGGUGAAUAGCAUGAAGGGUCUGGAACUGAAGGAGCUGAAGGCUGCCGUGGCACGUUUAGAGAAGCAGCUAGAGAAUUUAGCGAUGGUGCGCGGUGCAAAGGCGCUAGAUGUGGCGGGACUGCAGGAGGAGCGGGAUGCACUGCGUCUGGCUGUUCUCACUGCCCGCUCACAGGACGCCGCCUCAGUGCGGCUACGAAGUACACUGCAGCAUAUUCAGCUUGGCAACAUUGCCCUUCGACGUCGUGUUGAGGCUGCCGAGAAACGUAUGAUUUGGUCGCUAGACAACGAAGCCUCGUUUCUGUUUUACAAAGGCCGUUGUGCUAUUUCGCUGCGGAGAGUGCUUCGUGGGGAGAAGCGUGCGUACCGCCUCGCGCUGUUGGCUGAGAAUGGUCAGCUGACGCCUUCUACCUUGAAUGUGGAGCUAUUCUCUCUGAGCAAAGACGUUACGGCGCGCAAGGAUCCAAUGGAGCUGGUGGGGCAGAGUAUCAGGUUUUGCCUGCGCGUUGUUGGUGCUGAGGACCUCCCGCCACAGUUCUGCCGGCAUUCCUUUUGCAAGCUCUCCCUCCUAUUCGAUCAGGAUAACCACUACUUCACCACGAGCACUGCGGAAGACACUACAAAUCCGCGUUGGAAUCUCGUAAAGCAGUUUGAGCUGCCACAUCUGUCACCCGAGGUGAUUUCCCACUUUAGCACUCAUCGUCUUUUUACGUUCGAGGUGUUUGGGUUCAGCACGUAG